Molecule: messenger RNA, 773 nt
Organism: Suillus bovinus
Lineage: Eukaryota; Fungi; Basidiomycota; Agaricomycetes; Boletales; Suillaceae
Product: P-loop containing nucleoside triphosphate hydrolase protein
Exons: 4
Coding region: 87-554 (155 amino acids)
Biological process (GO): tRNA methylation; tRNA wobble uridine modification
Cellular component (GO): cytoplasm
Molecular function (GO): GTP binding
Source: RefSeq, a predicted model, not a curated record
CCGAAAGCGUUCGACACGGAGCCAAUAUUUAAACGCCCAGGAGCCGUUAUCCAUCUUUUCAAUAGACUGAGCGGAUCGCAAGCGAAAUGUCUGAUAGCUACAACUCCACAGACACGACAGGUGCAGUAGACACAAGGAGUCCAUAUUCACAGCAGGCACUUCAAGGUCGACCGCGUAACGUGGUACUCUAUGGGGAGAGUGGGGUAGGCAAAAGCUCGCUCAUAAACCUUAUCAUGGGUCGUGAUGCAGCGAAAACAUCUCCUGAUGCCCUCGCGUGUACAACUACACAUGUUCCUUAUGAUGUGACGAUCAGCGGACAACGCUUCAGGCUGUGGGAUACAGCAGGGUUAAAUGAAGGCUCAGAAGGCACAGUGCCUGCGGUGAUAGCUGAAAGGAACUUGACUACAUUCCUCCGAGGUCUAAACCAGGAAGAUGGUGUCCAUCUUCUUAUAUACUGUGUGCGCGGAACGCGAGCAACAAAGGCUCUGCAGACUCACUACAAGAUAUAUCGGCAGUUGUCCGUGAUAGCAAAGUACCCACUAUUAUGGUGGUGACGUGCCUGGAAGACUUUCGUCCUGUGAUGGCAGAGUGGGUGGAAUAAGAACAGGGACGAGCUUGCGACGUAUGGAAUGCAAUUCUCUGGAUAUGCAUGUGUCACGACUUUGAAGGAUGAACACACGGAGUCUUCGGAUAUUCACGAACGUCGUGCACAGUCCUACAAAGACGUCUGCAGAACCAUCCUCGAACAUUGUUCGCAGACCCCUCACAAGGCG